This is a messenger RNA of Gamsiella multidivaricata, 2116 nucleotides long. RefSeq lists its product as uncharacterized. The transcript is spliced from 3 exons. The record is from RefSeq and is a predicted model, not a curated record. Gene Ontology annotation, molecular function: oxidoreductase activity, acting on CH-OH group of donors; flavin adenine dinucleotide binding. Bases 141 to 2096 code for a protein of 651 amino acids. NCBI's taxonomy places the organism in Eukaryota, Fungi, Mortierellomycota, Mortierellomycetes, Mortierellales, Mortierellaceae.
CAACAAUAAAAUAGAUCCAACAAACCCGAGGAAUCUUUUACUCAUUCGUUCUCCACUUCCAUUGCCCAUCAUACUUUCCUGAUCAUUUCUCUCAUCUCACCCUCGUACCCUUCCUUUUUUUUGAGUUUGAGCCCCACAAAAUGUUUGCGCCCAGGCCAGGUGUGCUCAGAGGCGUGGUUUCUGCCCUGAACACGGCCUCGUAUCUGGCAAGUCUUCCUGAGGAGGGCAAGGGACCUUGGGACAAUGCCAAAGACACUCAGGAACACUACGAUUACAUUGUUCUUGGAGGUGGGAGCGCUGGAUGCGUGAUGGCAAGUCGAUUGGCAGAAGAUCCCAAAGUCAAGGUCCUCGUUCUGGAAGCAGGUUACUCGGAUGAGAUUAUGUCCUCUCGGACACCGGCCGUCUUUAUCCUCAACGUCGACAGUGCAACAGACUGGCAGUUCAAGACCACGCCACAGACGCAUGCGGAAGGAAGGGUCAUGAAGCAGCCUCGAGGGAAGCUACUUGGAGGGACCAGCUCCAUCAAUGCCAUGAUGUAUCACCGUGGACCGGCUUCGGACUACGACGAAUGGGACUCUCUUGGUAAUCCAGGCUGGUCCUACAAAGAGUGUCUGCCGUAUUUCAAAAAGUCGGAGGGGUUCAGCGACCCCAAUCUGCCGAUCUCGCAUCCCAAGGGGCCAUUGACGAAAAGGGUCAGGAAAUCGCAAUACGAGACUCACGAUCCAGAGUACCAUGGCACGGAGGGACCCUGGCAAGUGACCUUUCAUCAUCUCUACAGCGGAUCUGAAGGAUUCAUUCGGGCGAAUAUUGCGGAAGGUAUACAAUUUAAUAAGGACUUUAAUGGAGAAUCGACGUUGGGCGUCAACAGAAUUCAGACAUUUAUCCAGCGUAAUGCGGUUCGAAGCUCGUUGUCAAGGGCAUUCUUGAAAUCCAAGGACAUUGUGCCUGGAGGUGGUGCGCGAGGCAAGAUCAGGGUUGUGUAUGGAGCGGACAUCAGGCGAAUUCUAGUCCAGAUGAAAAAGGGCGUCAAGAUGGCCUACGGUGUUGAGUUUGUGGAUCACAAGAAAGUUCCACGACGCGUCGUGGCGGCUAGAGAGGUAUUACUCUGCGCUGGCGCGUUCGGCUCUCCACACAUUUUACUCGCGUCCGGAAUCGGUCCUUCACCUCAACCCUCCAUCCCACAUGUCCACAUGCUCCCAGGUGUCGGAGCCAACCUUGCAGACCAUCUAGGGCUUGGCGUGGUCUUUAGGGCUCGCAACCGCUCCCAUGGCGGGCAUCAAGAGCUUGCCCUCGCUCGAUCGAUUAUCUCGCUUCUUGACUAUAAUUUGCGCGGUGUGGGAUCGUUGUCCAGCCAGGUCGGCGAGGCUGUGAACUUUGUCCGACUCGAAGAGAUCGCUCCGGAUUUUGUGGCACGCGAGAAGGCCAAUGGGACGUACAGGGAGCGAGCGAGCGGACCUCACUCUCCUCAUAUCGAGAUCAUCUUUGCACCGUACUUUAUGCGACAACACGGAACUAUCAUGCCUGCGGACUCGAAGAGCUAUUAUACCUUGAUCGCAUUGCUGCUCAAUCCCUGUUCCGCGGGCACUGUCACCAUUAAAGCCAAGAAGAGCGAUAGUCCUAGCGAUGGCGGUCCGCCAGAAUUCGAGACCGUUAUCGAUCCCAACUACUUCUCAGACGCGUUUGAUGUUCGUGUGAUGGUGGAGGCGGUCAAGUUCAUGAGAAAAUUGGGACGCAGGAUGAAUCAGGACCUCGAGCUCGGAGGACGGGAGGUCUUUCCGGGUGAGCUGGCGGUUCCGAACCAUGAUGAUGAGAAGCUGCAGAGAUUUGUCCGCAAUUCGGCAGAGACGUACUAUCACCCAACAUCGACCUGUCGCAUGGGCCCAACGUCGGAUCCGCUGGCGGUUGUGGAUAGUCGGUUGAACGUCUAUGGCGUGGAUCGGCUGAGGGUUAUUGAUGCAAGUGUGAUGCCUAAACUGCCGGCGGCGCAUACGUGCGCGCCGACGGUUAUGAUCGCAGAGAGGGCGAGUGAUUUCAUCAAAGAGGAUUGGGAAGAUCCCUCGGUCAGGAAGGGAGAACCCACCAUGGCGAAGUUGUAGAAAACUCUCAAUAAAAAAAA